Dermacentor silvarum is the source of this 1674-nucleotide messenger RNA. RefSeq names its product beta-hexosaminidase subunit alpha. Lineage: Eukaryota; Metazoa; Arthropoda; Arachnida; Ixodida; Ixodidae. Gene Ontology annotation, biological process: ganglioside catabolic process; carbohydrate metabolic process; glycosaminoglycan metabolic process. Bases 195 to 1490 code for a protein of 431 amino acids. Gene Ontology annotation, cellular component: membrane. The transcript has 12 exons. Gene Ontology annotation, molecular function: beta-N-acetylhexosaminidase activity. The record is from RefSeq and is a predicted model, not a curated record.
ACAGGAGCCGGUUCUCCUUCAACUACGAUGGUUCCUGUGGAGUGGUGCGUAGGGCAAUCAAAAGGUACCGUGAUCAAGUGUUGUUUGCUAAUUGUAACAGCGGCAGCAUUGUUGGAGCUAGAAGCCCAAGUCAGCGCAUCAGGGCUAAGAAACCACAGCCACAUCAUCGCAACCAGACACCCCUUCUCGACGUCAUGGCAGUCACGGUAUUCGACGAAUGCGAGGACGUGCCGCAGAGUGAAAUGACCGAAGAUUACAGGCUUGUCGUUUCAGCCGGAUCCAACUCGUUUAUCGCGGCUUCAACUGUGUGGGGAGCACUGAGGGCACUGGAAACCUUCAGUCAGCUUCUUUACUCGCCGAAUGGGAAUGCGUGGCUAGUGAACGAGACAGAGAUACACGACGAGCCCAGAUUUUCUCAUCGAGGUCUGCUGAUUGACACGUCGCGUCAUUUUCUACCGCUGCGAUCCAUCAUGGACACCUUGGACGCUAUGACCUACAACAAGAUGAACGUUCUUCACUGGCACAUCGUGGAUGACCAAUCAUUUCCCUUCGUAAGCAAGACGUUCCCCAAUAUGAGCGAGAAGGGUGCGUUCGACCCAGACACCCACGUGUACAUGCCAGAACAUGUGCAGUACGUCAUCAGCGAGGCCGCUGCCAGGGGCAUCCGCGUCAUGGUGGAGUUUGACACACCGGGUCACACGCGUUCCUGGGGCGAAGCGUUUCCUGGUAUCCUGACGACAUGUUACAAAGGUUCGAAGCCCAGCGGUGAGCUUGGACCUAUCGAUCCCACGAAGAACUCGACGUACGCUUUCCUGAAGCAGCUCUUCACAGAAGUGGCAGGCGUGUUCCCGGAUGGAUACAUUCACCUGGGAGGUGACGAAGUCGACUUUUACUGCUGGAAAUCCAAUCCUAACAUCAAGCGCUUCAUGCGCCAGAACGGCAUUGCUGGCAAGUACAAGAAGCUAGAAGACUUCUACGUCCAAAGGCUGCUGCGACUUGUUCAGGGUGUAGGGAAAAGCUACGUUGUGUGGCAAGAAGUAUUUGACCACAAGGUUAAGAUAGCCCCGGACACAGUGGUACAAGUCUGGUUGGAUAAGCAGGAGAAAGAGUUGGAGGCUGUAACAGCGGCGGGCUUCCACGCACUGUUGUCUAGCUGCUGGUACCUGGAUUAUAUUGACUAUGGCAGUGAUUGGAAGCAGUACUACGACUGCGACCCACACAAUUUCACAGGCACGGACACACAGAAGUCGUUGGUUCUUGGUGGUGAAGCCUGCAUAUGGGCAGAGUUUGUGGACGCCACUAAUCUCAUCAGCCGCACAUGGCCGCGGGCUUGCGCAGCUGCUGAACGACUUUGGAGUGCCGCCUCAGUGAACAACGCCACUGAAGCAGCUGCCAGGUUUGAAGAACAGCGCUGCAGAAUGCUCAGACGCGGCCUUAGAGUCGAGCCCGAGAAUGGACCUGGCUAUUGUGAAUGUGACAGCGCCUUCUGAAAGAAACUCUUUCUGGAAGCCAUUAGAGUUGAUGUUUGUGGGUGCAACCAAAAAAUUGCAAAGUUCAUGCGUUUUAGUUUAGGAGAAAAGCAAAUGUCCUGGUCAACAUAGUGAUCGGAUACUUUUGAUUAAGUAAUGACUAUCGGACCUAGUAAGAUUGUGUACAAUGUGGCAUGUAAGUAUA